Suricata suricatta (meerkat) is the source of this 3743-nucleotide messenger RNA. It is a transcript of the gene DAAM1, whose product is annotated as dishevelled associated activator of morphogenesis 1. Gene Ontology annotation, molecular function: small GTPase binding; actin binding. The record is from RefSeq and is a predicted model, not a curated record. Gene Ontology annotation, cellular component: stress fiber. Lineage: Eukaryota; Metazoa; Chordata; Mammalia; Carnivora; Herpestidae. The transcript has 26 exons. Gene Ontology annotation, biological process: actin cytoskeleton organization. The coding region runs from base 107 to 3343 and encodes 1078 amino acids.
AACUGUUUAACCGGAUCCCAUUGUACCCGGAGCGCAGAGCCGCCUUUCCAGCAUGCAGGGGUUCCUCAGAGUUUAGUUACUUCAAGAAAUAGAACAGAAAUCAGCCAUGGCCCCAAGGAAGAGAGGUGGACGGGGGAUUUCAUUCAUCUUUUGCUGUUUCCGAAAUAAUGAUCACCCAGAAAUCACCUAUCGGCUGCGAAACGAUAGCAACUUUGCGCUUCAGACCAUGGAGCCAGCAUUACCCAUGCCCCCUGUGGAGGAGCUGGAUGUCAUGUUCAGUGAACUUGUGGAUGAACUUGACCUGACAGACAAACACAGGGAAGCUAUGUUUGCACUUCCAGCUGAGAAGAAAUGGCAAAUAUACUGUAGCAAGAAAAAGGACCAGGAAGAAAACAAGGGAGCAACAAGUUGGCCUGAAUUCUACAUUGAUCAGCUCAAUUCCAUGGCUGCUAGAAAAUCUCUCCUGGCUUUAGAGAAGGAAGAGGAAGAAGAGAGAAGUAAAACUAUAGAGAGUUUGAAAACAGCACUAAGGACAAAACCAAUGAGGUUUGUAACCAGAUUCAUUGACUUGGAUGGCCUAUCAUGUAUCCUCAACUUUCUAAAGACCAUGGACUAUGAGACCUCAGAGUCUCGAAUACAUACCUCUCUCAUUGGUUGUAUAAAGGCGCUAAUGAACAACUCUCAAGGUCGGGCUCAUGUCCUGGCCCACUCUGAGAGUAUAAACGUGAUUGCUCAGAGUCUGAGCACAGAGAACAUUAAAACCAAGGUGGCCGUGCUGGAAAUCUUGGGCGCCGUGUGCCUGGUUCCCGGGGGUCACAAGAAGGUUCUGCAGGCCAUGCUGCACUACCAGAAGUAUGCCAGUGAAAGAACUCGCUUUCAGACAUUAAUCAAUGACUUGGAUAAAAGCACAGGACGGUAUCGAGAUGAAGUGAGUCUCAAGACUGCCAUCAUGUCCUUCAUCAACGCAGUGCUAAGCCAAGGCGCUGGGGUGGAAAGUUUGGACUUUAGACUUCAUCUUCGCUACGAAUUUCUGAUGUUAGGAAUUCAACCUGUAAUAGAUAAAUUAAGGGAACAUGAAAAUUCAACAUUAGAUAGGCAUUUAGAUUUUUUUGAAAUGCUGAGAAAUGAAGAUGAACUAGAAUUUGCCAAAAGAUUUGAACUGCUUCACAUAGACACAAAAAGUGCGACUCAGAUGUUCGAGCUGACCAGGAAGAGGCUGACCCAUAGUGAAGCUUACCCUCACUUCAUGUCCAUCCUGCACCACUGCCUCCAAAUGCCUUACAAGAGAAGUGGCAACACCGUUCAGUACUGGCUACUACUAGAUAGAAUUAUACAGCAGAUAGUCAUUCAGAAUGACAAAGGACAGGACCCUGACACCACACCUUUGGAAAACUUUAACAUUAAGAAUGUCGUACGAAUGUUGGUUAAUGAAAAUGAAGUUAAGCAGUGGAAAGAACAAGCAGAAAAAAUGAGAAAAGAGCACAAUGAGUUGCAACAGAAACUGGAAAAGAAAGAGCGCGAAUGUGAUGCCAAGACCCAAGAGAAGGAGGAGAUGAUGCAGACCUUAAAUAAAAUGAAAGAGAAGCUCGAAAAGGAGACCAGCGAGCAUAAGCAAGUCAAGCAGCAGGUGGCAGAUCUCACAGCACAGCUCCACGAGCUUAGCAGGAGAGCUGUCUGUGCUUCAGUCCCAGGUGGACCCUCCCCUGGAGCCCCAGGGGGGCCCUUUCCUUCCUCUGUCCCAGGGUCCCUCCUUCCCCCUCCACCACCCCCACCCCUACCAGGUGGAAUGCUUCCUCCUCCGCCUCCUCCCCUUCCUCCAGGCGGCCCUCCUCCUCCCCCAGGGCCUCCUCCCUUAGGGGGGAUCAUGCCACCUCCUGGUGCUCCACUGGGUCUGGCACUCAAGAAGAAAAACAUUCCUCAGCCCACAAAUGCUCUGAAAUCCUUCAACUGGUCUAAGCUGCCUGAGAACAAACUUGAAGGAACAGUAUGGACCGAAAUUGAUGAUACGAAAGUCUUCAAAAUUCUAGACCUGGAAGACCUGGAGAGAACAUUCUCUGCCUACCAAAGGCAGCAGGAUUUCUUUGUGAACAGUAACUCCAAGCAGAAAGAAGCAGAUGCCAUUGAUGACACACUGAGUUCCAAACUUAAAGUCAAAGAACUUUCGGUGAUUGAUGGUCGGAGAGCUCAGAAUUGCAACAUCCUUCUAUCGAGGUUGAAAUUGUCCAAUGAUGAAAUCAAACGAGCAAUUCUAACAAUGGACGAGCAGGAAGAUCUGCCCAAGGACAUGUUAGAACAGCUCUUGAAAUUUGUCCCCGAAAAAAGUGACAUUGACCUGUUGGAGGAACAUAAGCAUGAACUGGAUCGGAUGGCCAAGGCUGACAGGUUCCUUUUUGAGAUGAGCCGAAUCAGUCAUUACCAGCAACGACUGCAGUCGCUGUACUUCAAAAAGAAGUUUGCAGAGCGUGUGGCUGAAGUGAAACCUAAAGUAGAAGCAAUUCGUUCUGGCUCAGAAGAGGUGUUUAGGAGCAACGCCCUGAAGCAGUUGCUGGAAGUGGUUUUGGCAUUUGGAAAUUACAUGAAUAAAGGCCAAAGAGGCAAUGCGUAUGGAUUCAAGAUCUCUAGCCUAAACAAGAUUGCUGACACAAAAUCUAGUAUUGACAAGAACAUUACGCUUUUGCACUAUCUCAUAACCAUUGUGGAAAAUAAAUACCCCAAGGUCCUCAAUCUAAAUGAAGAACUACAGGACAUUCCUCAAGCAGCAAAAGUAAACAUGACUGAGCUGGACAAGGAAAUAAGUACCUUGAGAAGUGGCCUGAAAGCAGUAGAGAUGGAGCUAGAAUAUCAGAAGUCUCAGCCCCCACAGCCCGGAGAUAAAUUUGUGUCUGUUGUCAGCCAGUUCAUCACAGUAGCCAGCUUCAGCUUCUCUGAUGUUGAAGACCUUCUAGCAGAAGCUAAAGACCUGUUUACUAAAGCAGUGAAACACUUUGGGGAAGAGGCCGGCAAAAUCCAGCCGGAUGAGUUCUUUGGCAUUUUUGAUCAAUUCCUUCAAGCUGUGUCAGAAGCCAAACAAGAGAAUGAAAACAUGAGAAAGAAGAAGGAGGAGGAGGAACGCCGCGCUCGCAUGGAGGCCCAGCUCAAAGAACAGCGUGAAAGGGAACGUAAAAUGAGAAAAGCAAAAGAGAAUAGUGAAGAAGGUGGAGAGUUCGAUGACCUGGUUUCAGCCUUACGUUCAGGAGAAGUGUUUGACAAAGACCUUUCUAAACUGAAACGGAACCGCAAGCGUAUUACAAACCAGAUGACGGACAGCAGCCGAGAGAGACCUGUCACAAAACUUAAUUUCUAAUUUUCCUUGGAUACUUUUUUAGAAAGCUCAUUAGCAGCCCUUUGAAGUGACUAGAACUUUUCAUUACACUGCCUUGCAAUCCAAACAGUGGCAAUUUCUUCAUCUGUGAGUGAAUGCGUGAAUGUGUGUGUAUGUAAAUGUAUGUGUACAUAUAUAUUAAAAAAUGUAUAUAGAAGUCUGAGUGUUGUCUGGAGACCUAUAUGUAUGGUUAAAAACAAAACUCUAUGUUAAUGUAUGUGCUCAGAAACCCUUCGUGUAUGCAUUUGUACCGAAUAUGGCUCAUUUUCUUCCCCUGAACACCAUGGCUGUUCAGAAGCACAAUACUAUCUCCUGAAAGAGAUGACAGAGACAUUCCCUAGAGUAAAAAAAAAAAAGAAGAAAGAAAGAAAGAAAAGAAAAA